Messenger RNA from Cornus florida, 1419 nucleotides. Its product is annotated as dof zinc finger protein DOF2.1-like. Gene Ontology annotation, biological process: regulation of DNA-templated transcription. Gene Ontology annotation, molecular function: DNA-binding transcription factor activity; DNA binding. The record is from RefSeq and is a predicted model, not a curated record. NCBI's taxonomy places the organism in Eukaryota, Viridiplantae, Streptophyta, Magnoliopsida, Cornales, Cornaceae. The transcript is spliced from 2 exons. The coding region runs from base 342 to 1205 and encodes 287 amino acids.
CUGCGUGCAAGACUAACAAACAUCGAACCAUUCCCGUAGACCCCAGUAAUCAUUACACCCCAAUCUCACUCUCUCUCUCUCUCUCUCUCUCUGGACAUCCUUCUUUCUCUCUCUAGACACCAUAUCUCUCUCUCUCUCUCUCUCUCUUAUAUAUUUAGGCUGCUUUAUUUAUAUAUGGAUCAGGGGUGCUUUCUUUCCUUCACUCUGCAUGACUCCCUAAUCCUCUCUCUCUAAACUUCUAAAUCUCUCUCUCUCUCUCUUCAUCCUUUCUCUCUCUAUAUCUGUUCCAGAGACCUCAUACUAGCUAAUACAAUCUCAGCUGGAGUUGUAAUUGUGCAUGGAUGGAUCCUUCAAGUGCACAGCAGCAUCAGGAAAUGGCCUCUCAGACACUAGAAAGCAUGUUGGUGUGCACAAAAACACAGCAAGAGAAGAAACCAAGGCCUCAAGAACAAGCUCUGAAAUGCCCUAGAUGUGAGUCCACCAACACCAAGUUUUGUUACUACAACAACUACAGUCUCUCUCAGCCAAGGUACUUUUGCAAGUCAUGUAGGAGGUAUUGGACCAAAGGAGGGACACUGAGGAAUGUUCCAGUGGGUGGGGGGUGCAGGAAGAACAAGAGAUCAUCAUCAUCCAAAAGGAAUCAUGAUCAAGAUCAACCACUCACAACCAAUCCCAGUCCACUCUCCACUCUCCCAACCAUGACCUAUGACACCAAUGAUCUCUCCCUAGCAUUUGCUAGGCUCCAGAAGCAGCCAACUGGGCAUUUAGGGUUUGAUAUUUGCCAUGAUCUUCCAAUGUUGGAUCACUCCAACAACACUCCUGGCUUUCUUGAUGCACUGAGGAGUGGAUUUCUUGAAGCCCCAAAUGGUAAUUUUAGUAAUUUGUAUUAUGGGGUUGGGAAUGGUAACAUGGGUCAUUUGGAAAAUGGUGAUUUGGGUGUCAAUUUUGGUGAAGAAGUGUCAACAAUGCCAUAUGAUCAUCAAGAUAUGAGCGGCGGCGGCGGCGCUGCAGCAUCAGCUGUGACGGUGACAACAAUGAAACAAGAGCAUUGUCAUGACAGAGAAGGUGAGAAUAGGGUUUUGUGGGGCUUUCCAUGGCAGCAGCUUGGAGGAGAUGGUAACAUGGGUGAUUUUGAUUCAGGGAGAGAAAGCUGGAAUGGACUUGGUUCAUCUUGGCAUGGACUUCUCAAUAGCCCUCUCAUGUAGAAUGUCCAUGUUUGGAAGAAAAGAAAAUGAUAGAACUUCUUACUUUCCUUUAAUUAUCAGACUCAAAUUUUAAUUUAAUCCUUUUGAGUUUUGUAUUAGAAGACUUGAUUCUCUUCAUGAAUCAUCUGUGUUUUGUUUUUUUAUUUUUUAUUUUGUUUCUUAAUUAAUUGGUAAAGUAGUGAGACUAUAUAUAUAUAUAUAUUGAUUAAAGUAA